CUCAGAUAAGCAUUUUGUAUUGAUUGUUGUCAAUAGCUUAUCUUGUUGGCAUAGCAUUGGCCAUUUCACAACUUCAUCCUACACUGAUAAACACAAGAGGAGGCAUAUCGGUCAUUAUAGAAACAACGUUAACAACAACAUAAGGAUUAAAACCAAAAACUCCUCUGUCAUGGAGGAGGGAAACAUCGAAGAUGCCAAUAGCCCUAUUCAUUGUGAUCUAUGUAAUGAACCUAAUCCGCCAUUACACUGUGAAGAAUGUCAAUGCAAUGUAUGCUUAGCUUGCGUGGGCAAACAUCUAUCCGAUUUAUCCAAAGAUCACAAAGUUGUUCCAUAUCAAAAGCAGGGAUCCAUUCCUAAAUAUAUAAAAUGCCAAAGUCACGCAAGUGAGCGUUGUGAACUCCACUGUCAGAGAUGUGACUUACCAGUUUGUAACACUUGUCUUUUGUCCAACGCUCAUAAAGGUCACACUCUGACUGAACUAAUGGAAGUAAUUAGGUCAAAGAAAGAGGUCAUUGAGAAAGAUUUUGAAGAAAUACAACAAAUCAUAUAUCCAAAAUACGAAGAAAUUCUAGUCCAAUUAAAAACUGACCAAUUAAAUGUAGAUUCCUAUUUUGAAGAUCUAGCAGAAAAGGUUACCAAACAGGGUCAGGAAUGGCAUGUAGAAGUUGACAGACUUGUCUCCAAACUACAUCAUGAUAUCUUAGCGGAGAAAAGAAACCACAUUGCUUCUUUCCAGCAACAAGAAGAAAACAUCGCUAGCACAAUAUCUGAAAUUAAGCAAAGCAUUCAAGAUCUGAAAAGAAUUUUAGAUUUAGUAGACUUUUAUUUGACAGCCGUAUAUAAAUCAAAAAAUGCGGUAUUCAACAGAUUUCCAGAGAAGCUAUCUUUUCCGAGUUUUCUUCCAAAGAAAAUCGAUACCGGGCACUUAAGUAGACAGUUUGGUGUAUUUACGACCGAGAGUCGAUGUUCUUUCCAAUCCAACCUUUUAUUAAAGAGUUUAAAUACCAUUGAAACAUUUGAGUCUGGGCACAGCAGGAUACAUGGCUUGGCCUGUUUGAGCGAAUAUGAGAUAUGGAUUAUUGGUAGUGAUAAUUCUUAUGGUUGUGAUAGUGGUAAGGGUAUGAAGCUUUUCUCUACCAAAGGUGAACUACUUCGGUCAAAAAAAGCAAUUGACACACCUGUUGCUAUAGCAGUAACAAAGAAUGGCGAUCUUAUGUAUGCUGAUGAUCAUGGAAAUAUAAAGAUAGUGGAGUACAAUCAAAUAAAGGAAGUCAUAAGUUUGAAAGGAUGGAAAGUUCUAGACAUCUGCAGUACUCUAUCUGGUGACCUCCUGGUUAUCAUGAACGAUUACAAAAACUCGUCAAAAGUAGUACGUUACUGUGGCUCCACUGAGAAACAGACCAUACAGUUCAAUGACGAUGGUCAAUCUCUUUACUCUCCAGGUGGAAAGAAAUAUCUAGCAGAAAACAAGAACUUUGACAUUUGUGUUGCUGAUCAUGACGCCCAUGCAGUAGUAGUGGUAAAUCAGGAUGGAAAGCUUAGAUAUAGAUACACCGGCCAGACCGCCACGGAAGAAUCUUUUGACCCAGUUGGCAUUGCUACGGACAGUCAGAGUCGGGUUUUGAUUGCAGCAGAUAAAUCCCGUAGAAUACAUGUACAUGUAUUAGAUCAGGAGGGAACGUUCCUUAGCAUUAUUAAAAUGCCUAUGUACAUGUACAGCAAGACAGGUUUAUGUGUCGAUAUAAACGACUGCCUUCUCGUAGCCGAUUCUAAUAAAGUGUAUAAAAUCAAAUACUGUACGUAAAUAAGGCUUUUGUAUAUAUUGUUACAAAAUAAAAUAUUUUAUUAAAAUGAGCUAGAUAAGAUGUUAAGAUGUUUUAUUUGGCCAUUGCUCACUGUACAUUUAGGCAUCAUAUUUAUAUGCAACAUAAACAUGUUAUAUCCAUAAUGCAUAUACAUAGAAAAUUUGAAACAAGAGCAAUACUGUAUUGUUUUAACAAAGAUUGUCAUAGCGUUAGCAUUUCUUGUCUUAUUGACAGACCUUUUUUAAUAAAAAUUGCUGUACAUUUGAUGAAAUUUUGUUCAUUGCUGUUAAAAAGAUGGUCAAUAAAAAUUAGAACAUCUUUUCUUACUGAUGGACAGUGAAACAAAACAUUUUUUCUUAAGUCCUCCAACAUUGGACAGUGAAAUAGAAAAUGUACUUCAUUUUCAAUUUGUCUUAAAUUACAAAGUUGACAUAAUCUAUCCACACUAUCAAUUCCCUCAAAUCUACCCUUUUCA
Molecule: messenger RNA, 2280 nt
Organism: Magallana angulata
Lineage: Eukaryota; Metazoa; Mollusca; Bivalvia; Ostreida; Ostreidae
Exons: 2
Coding region: 170-1804 (544 amino acids)
Molecular function (GO): zinc ion binding
Source: RefSeq, a predicted model, not a curated record